Molecule: messenger RNA, 2788 nt
Organism: Nymphaea colorata (pocket water lily)
Lineage: Eukaryota; Viridiplantae; Streptophyta; Magnoliopsida; Nymphaeales; Nymphaeaceae
Exons: 22
Coding region: 55-2679 (874 amino acids)
Biological process (GO): negative regulation of DNA recombination; mismatch repair
Molecular function (GO): ATP binding; ATP-dependent DNA damage sensor activity; mismatched DNA binding
Source: RefSeq, a predicted model, not a curated record
UCAAAUGUAUAAUGGAUAGCGUCAAAGCCGUGCUUCCCAUUUUGCCGCUAAAAGAUGAUUUCGAGAGUGUAUCUGCUGAACAAAUCUUGCCCAAUCUUUUCGUCGUCGACGUCCCUUCGUCAUCUCCCCAACACGCAGCAUCUUCCCAUCCCGCAAAUUGGUUCUCGCCUAAGAUGGCUAUGCGAUGAAGUCCAACGGGGACGGGUUUCUUGGAGAACGGGGGCUGUCCAGAUGCGCGGCUCCCCGUUGGAGUCUGAAGCGUUGCUGGAUAGCUUAAGGGUUCUGGAGUGGGAUAAGGUCUGUGAUUCCGUGGCUGCUUUCGCAGGGACGUCGCUUGGAAAGGAGGCCCUCUUGGUCCAACUGAAUUCUUUGGGUUUGUGCUAUGAAGACAGCUUGGCCCUUCAAAAGGAAACCACCACUGUGGUUGAGAUGCUCAAGUAUGGUGUUGGUGGUCUGGAUUUUGCUUCCCUUGACCUUGCUAAGGUUAAGUCUGCUAUUGACCGUGCAUCAAGGGGUUUUGCAAUGAGUGGAACUGAAGUGAUGGCUUUAGUUGCCUUACUGCAACUUGCUGACAAUCUGCAAAUGUCUUUGAAGAUUAUUCUGAAAGAAAACAUAGACUUGUCACACCGGUUCGAGCCACUUUCAGACAUGAUAUUGGGCAUGGUUGUCAAUCGAGCGUUGGUUAGGGAUGCAUUUCAAGUACUUGAUGAAGAAGGAUGUGUGAAAGAUACUGCGAGUUCGGAACUAAAGCGCUACCGCAACCAAGUGAGAGGGCUUGAACAAAAGUUGUACUUGCUGAUGGAUAGCUUUUUGAAGAAUGCAGCCGAUAAUGCAUUCUCGCAGGCAAUGAGCAAUGUUGAGGGAAGGUGGUGCAUAAAGAUCAGUUCCGAUCAAGCAACUGUUCCUGGGUUGCUACUAAGAGGUGGGCCAGGUGCCGAAAACUUUGUGGAGCCGAUCUCUGCCGUUCCAUUAAAUGAUGAGUUGGAGCAAGCAAGAAACUUAGCUGUGAAAGCUGAACUGGAUGUGCUUUAUAAGUUGACACAGAAGAUGCAGGCAGGCAUUGAAGACCUUUAUAGAUUGCUAGAUGUCAUUGUUCAAAUGGACAUGAUAACAGCUCGAGCCAAAUACAGUCUUGCAUUUGGAGGUACAUGCCCAGAUUUGUUUGUCCUGGGGUCAGAGUGCAUUCCUUCUGUCAAGGAUGGAGAGAUUGAACUUGCAGAUAGCGGAGCCAGUGUUUCUCUAGCCUCUAAUCAGGGGAGGAAGUGGACCUUGAAUUUGCGGAAAGCAUAUCAUCCUAUAUUAUUACAAAAGUACAAGGACAAUGUGCAGAAGGCUAAGGAUGAUCUGAAAACAGCUACUGCAGAAGCUAGGAGGAGGAGACUUCAAGGGGGAAGUUCUGUAACUAAAGGGAAUUCUAAUGGAGUUGUGAAGUCAUUAGAAGUUCAGCUUGCAGAUUUGGAGGAUGCUCAUCCUGCCCCCAUUGAUUUUCUUGUCUCUAGCAACAUCAAAGCUGUUGUCAUUACAGGCCCCAAUACAGGAGGAAAAACCAUUAGUUUGAAAACAGUAGGCCUAGCUGCAUUAAUGGGAAAGCUGGGCCUCUAUGUUUUGGCAUCAGAACCUGCAGUACUUCCUUGGUUUGGUUCAAUAUUUGCUGAUAUUGGGGAUGGCCAGUCCUUGGUCCAGUCACUGUCCACUUUCUCUGGUCAUUUGAAGCAGAUUAACAGUAUUUUAGCACAAUCAACGAAAGAUUCAUUGGUUCUUCUAGACGAAGUUGGUGCAGGGACCAAUCCAAUUGAAGGGGCAGCACUUGGUAUGUCGAUAUUGGAGCGUUUCGCUGACCAGGUGCUCUUGACCAUGGCCACAACUCACCAUGGUGAACUUAAGACCCUGAAGUACAGUAAUCACAGAUUUGAGAAUGCAUGCGUGGAGUUUGAUGAAGAGAACUUAAAACCAACAUACAAAAUACUUUGGGGUGUACCAGGACGUUCAAAUGCAAUUAAUAUUGCUGAACGGUUAGGGCUAGCUCCUUCCAUCAUAGAUGAUGCUCGCAUCAUAUAUGGAUCUGCUAGUGCAGAAAUCAAUGAGGUUAUAAUUGACUUGGAAAGAUACAAACAAGAGUUUCAACAGCAUGUUGGUGAAGCCCGGAAGAAUCUGAGGCUUGCGAUAGAGCUUCACGAAAUGCUGCUGGAGGCAAGGCAAAAAAUAAAUAAACACCGGGCGAUCCAGAGGUUCAAAAAGAUGCAAGAGAUCUAUGAGGUUGCAAGAGAGGCACGAUCUACCUUGCAGAAAAAAUUGCGAGAUUUUCGCGCUUCUAAAAAUGAAGUUUCUAAAGUCCGGACUGGGGCAUUUAAAACAGAACCAGAUGAGAGUCAAGGAGGACCAUUACCAGGGAAACCAAAUGGAUCCCCAGCAAAGGCCAGAGAGUUUAAUGAAGGUUCGAAGCUGAUAUUACCUGGGAAACAAGACGAAUCCGCAGCAAAGGCCAAAAAGCCUAACGAAGAUUCGAAGCUGAUGCUGCCUGGAACGCAGAACAGAGUUCCCGAAAUUGGUGCAAUGGUUUAUGUGCUCUCACUUGCUAGGAAAAUGAAAGUUCUUAAAGUAGAUGCUUCCAAGGCGGAAGUUGUCGUUCAAGCUAGCAAUAUGAAGUUGAAACUAAGACUAAGUGACAUAACCUUUUGAAGCCAUGACCAGAAUCUCACAAGUUGAUCGAUGCAUGGAAAAAGGAAUGAUUUUAAUGUCGUGUCAAUUCUUUAUGCAAAUAUAAAAAUAAAUGGGCUAUUUUGCAAAA